Molecule: messenger RNA, 1503 nt
Organism: Rubroshorea leprosula
Lineage: Eukaryota; Viridiplantae; Streptophyta; Magnoliopsida; Malvales; Dipterocarpaceae
Source: the annotation of a GenBank genome assembly
CUAGAUUUGGUCCCUCAACUAUCGUGGUUUGCACAUUUUUGGUCCCUUAACAAUUUUUUGCACUUUUUUGAUCCCUCAACUAUACGAAAUGCACUCCGUUAGUCCUUCUGUUAAUUUCGAUCGUUAACUCGUUUAUGCCAUUCAUCCACCCCUUAUCAUGUACCCCUCAAACCCCAAUCUCCCUGAUGAUCAGGAGCCCUCAAAACUCCCGCCUGCGGCCUUUAGCCAGUCACCGGCGUACGGAGUUCCAGCUAUCGCACCCAACCAGCAACACUACAACGCCGGAAACUACGCACAACGAGAAUCAGCGGCGCCGCCUCCGCCUCCGCCUCCUUUUCAGUCAGGAACUACAGGCCCUUGGUCCUCUGGCCUCUGUGACUGCUUCUCCGACGUUCCCAAUUGUUGCAUGACGUGUUGGUGUCCUUGUGUCACGUUUGGUCAAAUUGCUGAGAUUGUGGACACAGGAUCAACGUCCCUCAAACAAACGUGGAUGUUGGUUUUAAGACCUUCAACUAAAAAUACAUCAUUUAAGCCCCUAAACUACACAAACUGAUCAAAGUGGCCCCUUACCAACAGCAGAACGUUAACUCACCGUUUAUUUCUCUUCUACUGGCCUUUUGUUUAAAGAAACAUAGAUUAAUUGUAAAAUUGUCCUUAAACUUCUCCAACUUCCUUUACAAUAUAGGUUCUUAAAUUUUACAAAAAUUCAUCAGUCUAAUCUAAAUAAAUUGUAUGCUAAAAUCUUAAAAACUAAUCACCCAUUUAGAGAUUUGAUUACAGAUAAAAAAGAAAUCACAUAUAAGAUAAUAAAGACCUUAUAUUUCCUUCUCUAUCAAACUCCAAAAAGUGAAAAGGGAAAAAUCUUUAAUAUAAGAAACUUUAUAUUUUUGAACUAACGUUUUGCUUGUCUUCUUAUUACUCAAUACUAAAAAGGUCCCAAACAAUCCAAAAGAGUCUCAUAGAAAAUAGAAACAAACAAACAAAAAAAAUGUACUGCUCAAAAUCAAUCCAAUUUGACUUCUUCUGAUUGACCAAUUACUAAUCCAAGAUUCAAAAAAAAAAAAAAAAAGGAAAAGGAAAAUAUAUCAACCAAGCCUAAUACAAAGGAAGGAGUAUGUAACGUUUUUAAUUUGACAAAAGGCUAGGUUAGUGUAUCCAUAAUUCACAGAGACAAUAUACACAGAUCAUUAUAUUUUUAAAUUAAAACACUUGAUAGGUCCUAAGAGAUGUAUACCUUUGAUUUAAUCCAAAUCCCCCCAACAAAUCCAAUCCAAACAGGUUGAACAAGCUUUUCCUGGAUGGGUGACUGUGUUUUUUGGUUUUCAAUGUUUAACCUAUUUUAGAUUCAAUUAGUUAAAUUCUCUAAAAUUUAAUGACAUGUUUUAUAGGAAAUUUGGAAAAUUCAAAGUGCAAUUAUUCCAUUUUUCUUCAAACAGAAGCCCACGUGAGCAUAAAAUAAACAGUGGAUGGCAGUUUUACCGUUAAUAAGGGAUGAAUUUGACA